Molecule: messenger RNA, 2008 nt
Organism: Helianthus annuus (common sunflower)
Lineage: Eukaryota; Viridiplantae; Streptophyta; Magnoliopsida; Asterales; Asteraceae
Product: glycosyltransferase family 92 protein Os08g0121900
Exons: 1
Coding region: 109-1845 (578 amino acids)
Source: RefSeq, a predicted model, not a curated record
CACUUUGUCAUAUUAAAAUCUUAUAAAACCCUUAUUUACAAAUAGCCGGCUUCUACUCCAUACAUAUAUAAACUUGGCCUUCUUCUUCUUGGUCUUGUUGCAGUGAAAAUGGCCCUAAAGAUACGUACAUUCUUCCUGUACGUAUCCAUCUCCAUCGUCUCAUUCACCGCCACUUACCACCUCCUCUCACCAACUGUCUCCGAUCAGUUACGCCGCCGUCCCCCCGUCUACUUCCCUAACCCUCGCCUCCGCCCUUACGCCAGCAAAAACCAUAUCAUCAACGAACAAGACACAAUCACCAGUCAACCUUCAAACGACGUCGAAUCGGAAACACUUCAGGUACACAUUCCAGUUAAUAAUGAUUCCAUGCGUGUGUUUCGGAAACCUGAUUUAUCGAUUGCGAAUGUAUCGGUUUUGUUUCCGUCUUGGGAGGCACUAGUCAUUGUUUCAAACGACGUCGUAUUUGAUAGGAAUUAUACGACGCCGUCGUCCUUGUUCUGUUUAUUUGAUACCGACGAGAUUUCUCCGGCUAGGUUUACUGGAACGAUGUCGUUUCCAGAUCGGAAUACGUACACGUGUCCGUUGCCGAAACGUGUUCUCCGCCGACUGCCGUUUCGUCAGCCGGUUUUAACUAAAACGCCGGUUCAGUCAAUUCAGCCGGUUCAGCCGGCGCCGGAGCUUCUCCGGUGGAACUUUAUUGUUUACGAGAUUGUUGAAACGGAGAACGACGUCGUUUUGCUUGCGAAAGGGAUUAAUAAUCGUCAAGGAGUUAACAGAAGUCCAACGGAAUUUAAAUGUCUUUUUGGUGACGAUAUCGUUAACGGCGUUACUACUUCUGUUACUAGCUCUGUGCAAGAAGUCUUCAGAUGUCAACGGCCUGAGUUAACGGAGUUUGGUCAAAAUUUAGUCAGAGUGUCUCUUCUUAUUGUUCAAAACAAACAGGUGGUUCCGUCCUUGGCGUAUUAUACGCCCCAGCGCAAAAUAGCAAUAGGUGGUACAAAGUCGCUAUUGUGCGCAUGUACCAUGGUUUACAAUGUGGCUAAAUUUUUGAAAGAGUGGGUGAUUUACCAUUCCAAAAUUGGGGUUGAUAAAUUCAUUUUGUAUGACAAUGGAAGUGAUGAUGAUUUGGAGGAAGUUGUGGAUUUGUUGAAAUCGAAAGGGUACGAUGUCGAGACUCGUUUUUGGCUAUGGCCAAAAACCCAAGAAGGAGGUUUCUCGCAUGCGGUGUUACAUGCAAAAACCAUGUGUCGUUGGAUGAUGUUCAUUGAUGUGGAUGAAUUUGUUUAUUCGCCAUCAUGGGCGUCAUCUAAACCGUCAAAAUCACUUUUACAAUCACUUUUGCCAACGAAUCUGUACGGUCAGUUAAUCAUUCGUUGUUACGAAUUUGGCCCAUCGAAUCAGACGACACACCCGUUAGCGGGAGUGACACAGGGUUAUACUUGUAGAAAAGAAAUUGAAAACCGACACAAAUCAAUAGUGCUUCUUGAUGCGAUUCAUGAGUCUUUGCUCAAUGUGAUUCAUCAUUUCAAGUUAAAAGACGGGUAUAAAAGCAAGAAAGCGAAUAUUGGAACCGUGGUUGUGAACCAUUAUAAGUACCAAGCGUGGCCCGAGUUCAAGGCCAAGUUUAGAAGAAGAGUGUCGGCUUAUGUUGUGGACUGGACCCGUUCGGUUAAUUUGAAAUCAAAUGAUCGGGCUCCUGGGCUCGGGUAUCUAGCGGUUGAGCCCAAAGGGUGGGAGGAAAGAUUUUGUGAAGUUUAUGAUAACCGGUUAAAGCAUUUAACGAGAAGAUGGUUUGGGAGUCGAAAAGGGCAAUCCGAGUUUGGUAUGAUUUGGCAAAAUAUAUAAUAGUAGAAUUUAUUUUUUUUGGGCAAGAUAAUAACAGUUUAGAGGAAACGGUGAUGUGUAAAUGAAAAUUCUCUGACUUUAAUUUUAGUGGUCAAAGCCCGAAACUUAGGUAUUAUUAGUAAAUUGAAAUGGAUUUGUGUGGGCUUAGGCUCAUUAGCUACCA